AUGAGCAGUGAGCGAGUGUUUGAGAGACCGAUGAUCGGAGCAAGCAAGCGUGCCGGCGGGGUACCUGAACGCGAAAGACGACCAAACCCAAGUUUGCCAACCCGCAGCGCCCAGCAGCUCACCUACAUCGGCGCCUACGACAGCGAGACUUCGCCGCCGGCGUCCCCCGACGAGUUCGAGCCCGUCCCGCGCCUCUGCCACGCCGUGCUCGCCAACUAUGACGAGGACCUGUCCAACCCCAAGUUCGCGCCGCCGGAGCGCGGGUACUUCGACAUCGACCCCAGGGGCAUCAUCAAGCGGGCCACCUACGAGGACAUCGGCAACGCGUGCCCGCCGUAUCUUAUCUACGUCGACGAGGCGCACAAGGAGAUCAUCCUCGCCAUCCGCGGCGGUCCACCACGGCGCUGCAGACGAAGAGCGCCUUGA
Molecule: messenger RNA, 426 nt
Organism: Miscanthus lutarioriparius
Lineage: Eukaryota; Viridiplantae; Streptophyta; Magnoliopsida; Poales; Poaceae
Source: the annotation of a GenBank genome assembly